AUGAAGGUACGGUUUGCCACACAAGUGUUCAGUCAACGGGUAUCUGCAGUUAUGAACUUUCUUGCUUCUAAAACUAUCAUUGAUCCACAAGCAUCUGACACGGCAGCUGCCUUUUUAUUUUUUGAUAAGCUGUUCGAUUCCUUAAAUGGCUCAUUUGAUAAACCAGUGGACGGCAAGAUAUAUAGAACAUCUGUGAAACAAAAUUCCGUUCAUCAUAAACUUUGGCAAGAUAGUUUGAAAAUAUUAUCAAAGAUGCAAUUUAUUGGAAAGAAUGGAAAAGCAGUUAGAGUACCAACACUUAAAAAUUGGUCAACAAUAAUAAGAGGUUUUCAAACAUUGUCGAAAAUUCUUUCGAAGAAAGGAAUAAAAUCGUUACUCCCCAGGCAUCUGAACCAAGAUUCGUUGGAAUGUUUCUUUGGUGCUGCAAAAAGUGUUGGGUGUUCAAAACCGACUUGCAGUCUAUUUAUUUCAUCAUAUAAAACUUUACUUCUCUACAAUUUGGUGUCCUCACAUUCUCCAGGAGCAAACUGCGAAGAUUUCAACGAAGACAGUCUGAUGAGUUAUAAAAAUGUAUUUUCAUUUCAACAAGAACAUCCUAAACCAACUUUCACAUCAUUUAACUUCCCAGAAAAACAAGUAGCUGAAUCGACUAAUACUACUAAAGAUUUAAGAGAUUUGACGCGUACCUACAUUGCUGGAUAUAUAAUCAGAAAACUUAACAAAUGUGUUUUUAAAAACUGUGACACUUGCUUACAACAACUAUGUAGUGAUAAAGCUCUUGAUGAAAAUGCAUUAAUUGGAGCAGUAAUGACGGUCCAACAAUUUAACAAAGGAGUGGCUUAUCUAUUUUAUAUACUUAUCUCUGAUAGUAACCUAUUAGGUACGCGUUAUAAUAUCUGUGGUUAUGACAAAUUAUUUCUUUUGUCAUCGGACGCGUUUAAUUGUAUGUAA
Macrosiphum euphorbiae (potato aphid) is the source of this 951-nucleotide messenger RNA. The record is from the annotation of a GenBank genome assembly. Lineage: Eukaryota; Metazoa; Arthropoda; Insecta; Hemiptera; Aphididae.